CCAUUUUGGUUCAAGCCAGCCCCGCGCGGUUUCUUGGGUCUGCCUCUGGCGUUAGCCAAACGGCGGGCCCUUCGCUCGGGCGCAGCCAUGGCGACGGGAGGGUGUGGAGUUGCACGCCCAUUUCGCCGCAGCCCCGAGGACCGCAAGGCAGGGAAGCUGUGGGCUAGGCAGUCUGCCGAUCGUGCGAUCAUCAAGCUCUCCGACGAGCUCAGGCGGGUGCAGGCGGACUUCGAGGCGAUCAUUUGCGGCCUCACCACCAUCUUCGGGUGCGCGGAGCUGGCCGAUCGCAUCGUCGCGCUGGCGCCGGCCUUGGGGGAGAAGCUAGCAGGGCGCAUGCCGUCUGCGGCGCAAGCUGUGAGAAGGAACGUUGCCCUGCAUUCCGACGCUCGCGGUGUACGAGUGUCGACUGCGCCGAUCGAGCAGUUGCGGCGCCUGCAGAAAUAUGGAGCCAGGCUGGAGGCCCGUGCGGAGGCAGAGUGCUUCACGUUCAACGCGGACGCUGCGGAGCUCUUCCGUUGUGGCUCGCUCGGCACGUGCUUGGAAUGUUUGCCGCUGCCUGGUGUGCUUGGCUAUUCGGAGUCGGGGUCGUUCGAGGCCGUCGAGGGUUCCUCCGUGGCUUGCGCUGGUGACGGCGGCGGUGAGCAUGAUGUCGGCCCUGCUGGUGACGUGCCGUCUAAGGUGAUCACCCCCGAGUUCUUCGCAGCCGGUCGCAAGUCGUCUUCUACUUCGGCGCCAUCGCUGGGCCUCUGUCCUGUCGAAGGGCUGCGCCAGGGAGGUGGGGUUCCUGUUCGUGCUGUUCUUCCUGGGGAGCCGCUUCGUGCUGAUAGUCUUCCGGAUCUGCUGGCGGGCCCAGGACCUGCGGCGGAGGGGGGCUGUUGCAGCACCUUGGACGAGCUCCUGGAGGCAGAGGUGUUGAAGUAUGAGGAGCUGGAGGCCGCACGUGCUUCGCCUAGGGCCCUGGGGGCCGGCUCGGCCGAGCUCGACUACCAGGAGGUGGGCGCUGCCGACGCUGAAGCUGAAGUGGAUACGGCCUGCUCGGUGUCGGAGGCGGCGCCACAGGCCAGCACUGCGGUUCUGGCGUACCUGCACGCUCACCCUGCGGCGCUCCUCUCGGGAGGCGGCGGGGCCCUCGAGGCUCCUGUGGCUGGCGGUUCUGGUCCUGGCGCUGGUUUCGAGGGCAGCCGCGCCCGCAGGAAGCGGGGUGCAAGCAUGGGGCGGCGCGCCCGUCGCGUCCGCUUCGACCUGCGUCCCGUCGUCAUCGGCACGGCCUUCGAGGAGGGUGCCGAGGCCCAGGUGCAGGACGGUUAGCCGUGCGUGCGGACGCUAAUUCCGUUUGCUCCGUGCAUUCGCAUUUCUUGUAUUUGAAUGUGUACGUGAGCUUGCAACACUUUGCUGUUGUCUCUGUUGCCUCGAGGUCUGUGAGUGCAGCUUCGCUGCUUCUGCAUGCCUCUCGGCACCGCCCGCCCUCGUGGCCCUGGGGCCUAGGCGCCCCCGUUGGCCCUGGCGGCCUGCCCUCGGGGAGGCCCGAAGCGGCCCCUCGUGAGGGUGUGCUGGAGGUUGGCCCGAAGCGGCCCCUCGCGCGUCUGGCGCUUCGCGCCCCCCCCUGCGGUGGCCCCUUUCGGGCCCCCAGGGCUGGCCCUUGAGGCCCUGGGGCCUAUGGGCUCCGUGGGCCUCGGGCUUCCUUUUGCCUUCAUAGGCCCCGCACGACACCCGUGCUCCUGAGGCGUCUACGGUGCUCUUUUGGGGUCUGCCGUACUCAUUUGGGGUCUGCCGUGCUCCUGUGGUCGGCCGUGCUCAUUUGGGGUCUGCCGCGCGCCUGUGAGAUCUGCCGUGCUCCUGUUGGGGAAACGCCAGCGGCGUUCGGGGUACAACAAAAAGGCGCGUUUAUGUUGUACCCGCGCGCGGUCUGCCGUGCUCCUGUGGGUUCCGCCGUGCUCCUGUGGCGUCUGCCGUGCUCCUGUGGCGUCUGCCGGGCUCCUGUGUGGUCUGCCGUGCUCCUUUGUGGUC
This is a messenger RNA of Prorocentrum cordatum, 2007 nucleotides long. Lineage: Eukaryota; Dinophyceae; Prorocentrales; Prorocentraceae. The record is from the annotation of a GenBank genome assembly.